AUGUUCGAAGAACGAUCGGCAAGGAUUAAUAACGUCCUUGUCGCGUUCGAAAAAGUUCGUCGAGAAGAACAGUCCAAGUCGUUUCGGACCCACAUGCGUAAAGUGUGCAAGGCCAACGAGGCGGACGAAAAACAAAAUGGCGAGUUCCGUCGAAAGAGGGAAAAGUUUGAAGAAGUUAUUAGGGUGAUUUUACGGGGAGGAGGUUAUGUCCCCUUCGAAUGUCCAGAUGGCGGGAUUGAUAUAGUCGUUAUACAUAAUUGUAUAACUUACGCCAUCCAAUGCAAGGACCAUGAACAUACACUUGGGGUCCAAUACGUCCGGGAAUUAAAGGGGACACUUUCCGAUUGCUCACCAGGUACUGUAGGUAUCUUAGUGGGUAAUCGGUUCUCUCUGUGGGCCCGUAUGUGGGCUAGAUUAUCGAGAACAAGAUCACCUACCAAAGUGCAAGUAAAAUCCAGAGGAAAAAGACUCAUUACAGACGUACACAAAGUCUUUGGAAAUGACCAGCACGCAAAGGGCCAAGUAACAGAGUUGAGCAGUCAUAGACAUCACAAAGUAGAAAUAAUACUACAAAAAACCAGGCGCCUUUAUACAGAAUUUCACUAUCCUCAAGAGAAAUACAAAAUUCUCAUCUUUCCUGAUUACAAGACACACUCGACAUAUCCAGAUUUAACAUUAAUUGAUGAAGACGCCGCACAAAACAUGGGCUAA
This is a messenger RNA of Paraglomus brasilianum, 711 nucleotides long. The record is from the annotation of a GenBank genome assembly. Lineage: Eukaryota; Fungi; Glomeromycota; Glomeromycetes; Paraglomerales; Paraglomeraceae.